AUGACCGAUACAACAAAAUCAGUCUGGAUUGAAAAAUUAAAAUCAGCUAAAAAAGCUGGUCUUCUUCAAAAUGAUCGAAAAAAAAUUCAUUAUACAUUCGAUGAUCAAACAGAAAUGGUAGAAGAAUAUGAUGCAAAAACUAAUCUACUUUUAAUUCGAAAAUGGCGUCAAAAAUCAAAUAGCGGUUUAAAAACUCUCGCUACAUCAGAUGUAUGGACAUUUGAAAUUGGUCAAAAUUAUGAAACACGACCAAUUGCAGAUAAUACACUUGGUAUGACAGAAAGUACUACAACACCAAUAUUUUCACGUAAUGAUAAAAAUGAUUCUUUUGAAAUUCGUAUACGAAAUUUACCAUAUUCAAUUGAUAUAUAUCAAUUAACAAUUGAUAAAGAUAAACGAGAAUUUAUUUUACGAACAACAAAUAAAAAAUAUUUUAAACGUUUUUCAAUUGCUGAUCUUGAUCGAUUAAAUCUUCCAUUAGAAGAAAAUAAUUUAUCAUAUUCUCAUGCAAAUAAUACAUUAAUUAUAAGUUAUAAAAAACCAAAAGCUAUUCUUGACUUAGAAAAACAAGUACAUGAUGAAUUAAAAAAAUUAAAUAUGAAAAAAGAGGGUGAUAGUGAUUGUCCUUUUUAUAUUGUAGAUGUAAUUUAUAGACAAAAAAAAACAAUGUUAUUUCAACGAAUUCUGUUGACAAAAUAUAAUCCUUCAACAUAUUUUAAAUUUAUUCGUCUUGUAGCAACAUCAUCAGUACAAAUUGAAUUAAAAGAUGGACUUGCAAAUAUAACAGUACCAUUACCAAGUAGAGGAGAAUCAUGUGUUUUUCAAUUAAAACCAUUUAAUACAACAGUUGGAGAUUUUAUUGAUAUAUUACAAAAAGAAGAUCGAGGUAUUGAUCGAGCAUCUAUAUAUCUUUCGGAUGGAUCUCGUCUUUCACGAAAUUCACCUUUUGAUUUAAUAUUCGAAGAACCAUUUACAUUACGUAUUAAUGAAAUAUCAUAUAAUGUUCAACCACCAACAUUAUUUACUGCAAAUAAAUCAGCUCGAGAUAUGCUUUCUGAUGUAUCAAAUUCAGUUACAAAACUUUAUCAUGAUUUACAUCUUAAUCAAUAUAUUAUGUAUCGUGAACAUGAAUUAGAAAAACAAUUAGCUUUUUUACGUGAUUCUGUUCAACCACUUAAUGAAAUUCAUCAUCAACUUGCUAAUAAAGCUAUUCGACGUUUAAAAUGGAUACAAUGGUCGAUUUUUGCUGCAAUGUCAUUUCAAACUGGUAUUUUAUUUCGUUUAAUAUGGAUUGAUUACAGUUGGGAUAUAAUGGAACCUUUUACAUAUUUUAUAUCGUAUUCAGCUGUAUUUUUAGGUUAUUGUUAUUAUAUACUUCGUCGAAAUGAUAUGAAAUAUAUGAAUAUGUCUGAUUAUUUUUAUUUAAAAAUUUUACAUCGUUUAUUACAAAAGAAAAAUUUUGAUUUAAUACGUUAUAAUGCAUUAAAAGAUGAAAUAAUGAUGAUUGAACAUGAUCUUCAACGACUUAAAGAUCCAUUAGAUCGUAUUAUAGGAACAUCAUAA
Messenger RNA from Rotaria sp. Silwood1, 1563 nucleotides. NCBI's taxonomy places the organism in Eukaryota, Metazoa, Rotifera, Eurotatoria, Philodinida, Philodinidae. The record is from the annotation of a GenBank genome assembly.